AUGUCCACCAAGGGCAGGAAGUGCAAGGAGCAGGCGAGGGUGACCUUCCCCGCGCCGGAGGAGGAGGAGGAGGAGGAGGAGGAGGAAGGCGAGGACGGAGGCUCGGAGCCGCAGCGCCGCCGGCGGGGCUGGAGGGGCGUCAACGGGGGGCUGGAGCCGCGCUCGGCGCCCUCGCAGCGCGAACCGCACGGCUGCCGCCCGCCGCCCUUCUCGCCCGGGCUGGACCCGUCCAUGGAGGGAAGCCCAUCCCUGAGGCGCAAGACGGUGAUGCGGGAGAAGGGCCGGCGCCAGGCCGUCCGGGGCCCGGCUUUCAUGUUCAAUGACCGGGGCACGAGCCUCACGGCCGAGGAGGAGCGCUUCCUUGACGCCGCAGAGUAUGGGAACAUCCCUGUGGUGCGCAAGAUGCUGGAGGAGUCCAAGACGCUGAACGUCAACUGCGUGGACUACAUGGGCCAGAACGCGCUGCAGCUGGCCGUGGGCAACGAGCACCUGGAGGUGACCGAGCUGCUGCUCAAGAAGGAGAACCUGGCGCGGAUCGGCGACGCCCUGCUGCUGGCCAUCAGCAAGGGCUACGUGCGCAUCGUGGAAGCCAUCCUCAACCACCCCGGCUUCGCGGCCAGCAAGCGCCUGACCCUGAGCCCCUGUGAGCAGGAGCUGCAGGACGACGACUUCUACGCCUACGACGAGGACGGCACGCGCUUCUCGCCCGACAUCACUCCCAUCAUCCUGGCGGCGCACUGCCAGAAGUACGAGGUGGUGCACAUGCUGCUGAUGAAGGGCGCCCGCAUCGAGCGGCCGCACGACUAUUUCUGCAAGUGCGGAGACUGCAUGGAGAAGCAGAGGCACGACUCUUUCAGCCACUCCCGCUCCAGGAUCAAUGCCUACAAGGGGCUGGCCAGCCCGGCCUACCUGUCCUUGUCCAGCGAGGACCCCGUGCUCACCGCCCUGGAGCUCAGCAACGAGCUGGCCAAGCUGGCCAACAUAGAGAAGGAGUUCAAGAAUGACUAUCGGAAGCUCUCCAUGCAAUGCAAAGACUUUGUAGUGGGUGUGUUGGAUCUUUGCCGAGAUUCAGAAGAAGUAGAAGCUAUUCUGAAUGGAGAUUUGGAAUCCGCAGAGCCUCUAGAGGUACACAGGCAUAAAGCUUCACUGAGUCGUGUCAAACUCGCUAUUAAGUAUGAAGUAAAAAAGUUUGUGGCUCAUCCCAACUGCCAGCAGCAGCUCCUGACAAUCUGGUAUGAGAACCUCUCAGGCCUACGGGAACAGACCAUAGCUAUCAAGUGUCUGGUUGUGCUGGUUGUGGCCUUGGGCCUUCCAUUUCUUGCCAUCGGCUACUGGAUCGCACCUUGCAGCAGGCUGGGGAAAAUUCUGCGAAGCCCUUUUAUGAAGUUUGUGGCACAUGCUGCUUCUUUCAUCAUAUUCCUGGGCCUGCUUGUAUUCAAUGCCUCAGACAGAUUUGAAGGCAUUACCACGCUGCCAAAUAUCACUGUUAUUGACUAUCCCAAGCAGAUCUUCAGGGUGAAAACCACCCAGUUCACGUGGACUGAGAUGCUAAUUAUGGUCUGGGUUCUUGGGAUGAUGUGGUCUGAGUGUAAGGAGCUCUGGCUGGAAGGACCUAGGGAAUAUAUUUUGCAGUUGUGGAAUGUACUGGACUUUGGGAUGCUCUCCAUCUUCAUUGCUGCUUUCACGGCCAGAUUCCUAGCUUUCCUUCAGGCGACAAAAGCACAGCAGUACGUGGACAGUUAUGUCCAAGAGAGUGACCUCAGUGAAGUUACACUUCCACCAGAGAUCCAGUACUUCACUUAUGCCAGAGAUAAAUGGCUCCCUUCUGACCCUCAGAUCAUAUCUGAAGGCCUCUAUGCUAUAGCUGUUGUGCUCAGCUUCUCUCGGAUCGCAUAUAUCCUUCCUGCAAAUGAGAGCUUUGGUCCCUUGCAGAUCUCUCUUGGAAGGACUGUGAAGGACAUUUUCAAGUUCAUGGUCCUCUUUAUUAUGGUGUUUCUUGCCUUUAUGAUUGGCAUGUUCAUACUGUAUUCUUACUAUCUUGGAGCUAAAGUAAAUGCUGCUUUUACCACUGUAGAAGAAAGUUUCAAGACUUUGUUUUGGUCAAUAUUUGGGUUGUCUGAAGUCACUUCCGUUGUGCUCAAAUACGAUCACAAAUUCAUAGAAAAUAUUGGAUAUGUUCUUUACGGAAUAUACAAUGUAACUAUGGUGGUUGUUUUACUCAACAUGUUAAUUGCCAUGAUUAAUAGCUCAUAUCAAGAAAUUGAGGAUGACAGUGAUGUAGAAUGGAAGUUUGCCCGUUCAAAACUUUGGUUAUCUUAUUUUGAUGAUGGAAAAACAUUACCUCCACCCUUCAGUCUAGUUCCUAGUCCGAAGUCAUUUGUUUAUUUCGUCAUGCGAAUCAUUAACUUCUCCAAAUGCAGGAGGAGCCGGCUGCAGAAGGAUAUAGAAAUGGGAAUGGGUAACUCCAAGUCCAGGUUUACAGAGUGCUUUGCUGUCCAUUUGAACCUCAUGCAACACUGUGAGUUAAACCUCUUCACUCAGUCUAACUCAAGAGUUUUUGAAUCACACAGUUUUAACAGCAUUCUCAACCAGCCAACACGUUAUCAGCAGAUAAUGAAAAGACUUAUAAAACGAUAUGUUCUGAAAGCACAAGUGGACAAAGAAAAUGAUGAAGUUAAUGAAGGUGAAUUGAAAGAAAUUAAGCAAGAUAUCUCCAGCCUUCGUUAUGAACUUUUGGAAGACAAGAGCCAAGCGACUGAGGAAUUAGCUGUUCUGAUUCAUAAACUCAGUGAGAAACUGAAUCCUAGCAUGCCAAGAUGUGAAUGAUUCAGUAACCUGGAAUAAUGGCUUUGACUAUAGCACAAAUGUGGGCAAUAAUAUUUCUAAGUAUAAAAUACUUGAAAUGGUGUAAAUUUUUAGUAUUAACUACCUUUAUCAUGUGAAUCUUUAAAACUUAGGUCUUAAUGAUUUUACUGUUUUAUCACAUGAAAAUUGUCUUCAUUUUAAUUGUCUGCCUUGACAUUAUAAACAAUGACAUGCCAAUGUAUUUAAAGGCCCAGUACUAUUACAUUACUGACAUUUUUGUCCACUUUAGAAUAAACUCUAUGUCUUUGUACUUACCUGUUUGCCUCCAAGAGACUGUAAGCUUCUGGGAGACAGGGACCAUGUCUUAUUCAUCUUUGUGUCUCCAGCAUCUAGUACAGUGCCUGGUACAUAGUAGGUGCUCAAUAAAUGUUGAAACCAACUGAACGGAACUGCCAACAAAAUACAAAUAAAAAUAAAAAGGCCAUCACUAUGUAGCAUUCCUUCCCUUGUCCAAGUGCUGAAGAGAUUUUUUUUUUAAAAUAGAAACUAAAGAAAUUUUAUAACCGGCUAUGACUUGGUAAGAUUUUCUUAGAAUUUUUGGCAUCACUCAUAAAUCCUAGGACCUUUGAGCUCUGAAUGAAGAAUUUAACAAUGAAAUAGGUAAAUAGAAAGUAUACUUACAGUACAUAUCUAAGUUUCAUGGAAUUGUUCAAAACAACACAUUAAAGAUUUUUCUAAAGUA
Molecule: messenger RNA, 3547 nt
Organism: Canis lupus familiaris (dog)
Lineage: Eukaryota; Metazoa; Chordata; Mammalia; Carnivora; Canidae
Gene: TRPC3
Product: transient receptor potential cation channel subfamily C member 3
Exons: 13
Coding region: 1-2826 (941 amino acids)
Biological process (GO): regulation of cytosolic calcium ion concentration; manganese ion transport; calcium ion transmembrane transport
Cellular component (GO): cation channel complex; membrane
Molecular function (GO): inositol 1,4,5 trisphosphate binding; store-operated calcium channel activity; protein binding
Source: RefSeq, a predicted model, not a curated record